This is a messenger RNA of Carassius auratus (goldfish), 3982 nucleotides long. It is a transcript of the gene zmat3, whose product is annotated as zinc finger, matrin-type 3. NCBI's taxonomy places the organism in Eukaryota, Metazoa, Chordata, Actinopteri, Cypriniformes, Cyprinidae. Gene Ontology annotation, molecular function: zinc ion binding; nucleic acid binding. The coding region runs from base 39 to 1121 and encodes 360 amino acids. The record is from RefSeq and is a predicted model, not a curated record. The transcript is spliced from 6 exons.
GUUGAGCAGUAGAAAGAGCUUGAAAGGAUGCAGGGAAGAUGGCGAUGAAUGUAAAGAACAGAGAUGCUUUUUAUUCAAGUGCUGACUAUUGCAAUAUCUACAGCUCUCAGCCUGUAAACUAUGGAGACUGCAGCCAUUAUUUCCCCCGGAUGACAGGUCCGGACCCUGUUUUAAAACCACCUCUUAGCUUGUUAUGUCAUCAGCCGCCUCAGCCCUUCCAGGCCAUGACCCCGAUCCAAAACCUCAGUCCCCCGCCGAUGAUGAUGCUGCCGGACCCCUUGCGUUUCCCACACUGCACUCCUCUAGCCAUAAAGCCACCCCCUCACCUCCAGUUGCCACCCAACCUGCCCAUCCCAGCACCCCCCGUCCUCAGUCCCAAGCCCCCUGAAGAAGACGGCCAGGCGGUGGGUGCUGACCAGGAAGCCACUCUGGAGGAGCUCUGCAAGCCUCUAUACUGUAAGCUCUGUAACGUCACUCUCAACUCUGCCCAACAAGCUCAGGCACAUUAUCAGGGGAAAAACCACAGUAAGAAGCUGCGCAAUUUUUAUGCUGGCAGCCAGCAGCCACCUCCCAUUAGAAUAGCAGAGGUAGUAGAGCCAGUUUCCCAGCAACCCUCAGCCACUCCACCCACAGAUUCUGCAAACGCGACUGCCAACCAGCCAGUCUCUAAGGGCGCUAGCAGAGUCAUACUGGCCACAGAAAAUGACUACUGCAAGCUGUGUGAUGCUUCCUUCAGCUCCCCCGCUGUGGCCCAGGCACACUACCAGGGCAAGAACCACGCCAAAAGACUGCGGCUGGCCGAGGCGCAGCAGAACGCCACGUCCUUAGACACUCAGAGACGGCCACGGAAAGAAGGAUACGAGUACCGAUUAAUGAAGAACCGUAGGGUUCAGAACAACACUGCCAUGCCAGGCCCUUACUACAACCCCCGGCCGAGGCAGCGUAUCCCACGAGACCUUGCGAUGUGUGUCACACCCAGCGGGCAGUUCUAUUGCUCAAUGUGUAACUCAGGAGCCAGUGAGGAAGCAGAGUUUCGUUUACACCUGGAGAGCAAGCAGCAUAAAAGCAGAGUGUCCGAGCAACGCUACCGUAGCGAGAUGGAGAAUCUGGGAUACACUUAAGAGACAGCCAAUAAGUGAUUCCCAGAUCCUGAGGAAAUGAUCUUGAAAUUUUGGAAAUAGCCACUUUUGUUUAUAAAUGUAAGAUGACGUUUUUUUUAAGUGUGUUAUUCUAGAAGCAAUUUAUUAGCUAAAAUUAGCACACAAUGCAGAGCAAACAUUUAUUUUGAACCAGACAACAGGUCUAUUGGAAAGUUCUAGGAAGCUUUAUUUAAUAAGAGAUAUCUAACAAAACGUUUUAAACGCACGUAAGCACAGCUUUAGGCUCAGUCUUAUCCUAUCAUGCUUAUCCGAGAUCAUCUUUUGAGCAAAUACACAAAUCUAUUGCAGUAUACUGCAAUAUUGGGGAUUUGAAACUUUCAGUAGGGAUCUCUGUAAAUGUCUAGCCUUUUUUUAUUGUAAUUUAUUUAAAAUGUUCUCCAACAUGCUUUGGAGAGAUAACAAGUGUUAAAAAAAAAAAAAAAACAGUUGUUUGUUUUCCAGCUGUUUUUGCGUGCAAUUGAUGCCUCAGAAAUGGACAAAUCUAGCAGCAGUCAGUUACCUAAACAAACAGAAGUGGCAAUCCUACUCACUCUGAGCCGUAGAUUCACUGUGUUUCUUAAGGAGCUACAGAACGCACACUCUGCCGAUCAGAUUAGAGACAGCAUUCCCAGGAGAAUCCACACGGGGAGUCUCCGGUGUGCCUGCUGAAUGUAUUAUGAAAGCAAUGACAAUAGAUCUACGUCUGUCUGUCAUCUAGCACAUGUUUACUAGAUGUAGUGGGAGUUUUUAAAUCUGAUAAACAACAUUUAGUCUAUCUUGGGGUGUACGUCUAAUAUUGUUAACCAGCAUGCUUCAGUGCGAAAUAAUUUGGGUGAUUUCUGUUUAUUUUCAUCUUGGAUUAUCUCCAGGGAAUCUCUCCCCACACUAAAGGGAGAAAUGGAAAACAUGGCUAUUUUGAAUAAGGUCUGUGCCAUGCCCCCUACCUCAGUCAUUACCUUCUGACUUAGUAGUUUUUAAGUUGGCCUACCAAAGCGUAUCUGAGAAAUGCUUUAAUAUUUUUACAUUUUGUCUCCAAUAUUUACUGAGGAAACCAUGACCUUUGAUGGAAUCGUUCACCCUAAAAUAAAAAUUUGCUGAAAUCGAAUUCACCCUCAAGCCAUACAAGAUGUAGAUGAGUUUGUUUCUUCAUCCAAGCAGAUUUAGAUAAAUUUAGCCUUAGCUACAUAAUUUGCUCACCAAUGGUUUUUAUCAGCUGUUCGGACUUUCUUUCUGACGGCACCCAUUCACUGCAGAGGAUCCAUUGGUGAACAAGUGAUGCAAUACAAAAUUCAAACUCAUCUGCAUAUUUGAUGGCCUGAGGGUGAGUAAAUUUUAAGUAACUUUUCAUGUUUAGGUGAAUUAUUCAUUUUAAGGGGUUAUAUUGGGACAAGUAGGAGCCAUAAAAAAAAUAUUAUUUUUAAACUACUUUGUUUUUUUGUUCAUGGAUGCACGAUUGCAUGCAUAAACAUUGCCCUUGCCCUAUUUUAUCACUUAAAAAUUAUUUUAUAAAAUACUUUUUCAAUAUUAUAAACAGAAGAAGUGACACAGUUUAACUCUUGCUGUUUUUGUUGCUCUUAAAUAAGCUAUAAAAUCACUCUUCAGAGUUGUAGUCCAUUGUCGCUAAAUGUUUGCGAUUGUAAUUCUUCUCUGAUUUAGUAUUAGUUCUGCAUGAAAUUGUUGCUGCCUGUACAUAUUAAGAGGACAAUUACGCUGCAAGAAAAUGACUACUGCAGAACUGAAUUGCACUUAAGAAAUGGAAAAGACAGUAUUGUGAUAAGUCAAAUUACUACACAGUCAUCUAUGUUCUUUCAAAUCAAAUGUUUACAGUAGGAAUCAUCACAAGGGACUUAUGGGAGAGCUUGACGGACUAAUGGACUCAUAGGAGCGGUGAAGACAUCUUAAAUGUGCCUCGGAGUAUAAAGCCUACUCAACUGUGAUGUUGAACAUUUCAUGUUCUGCUUUGCAUAUCUUUCCAGUUGGAGGGACUUGCAGUCUGGCAUAACAAGCAAUGUUUUGUGUAUUAAAAUACUGACCAUUUAUGUCAAGCUCUUUUUAUAUAAAUGUGGUGAUUUGUUUCAUAUGUAUAUAUUGAUAUACAUUUAAAAAGGUCACUUUGCAUUUUAAACAUGAUAAUGCUAAUCUAAUUAUUCCAUAAAAUGCACCAUUGAUCAUCAGUGUGAUGCUUUGAUGGUAGAAAUUGUUUAGGGGUUUGCCACUUGCAUUGGACAAAUACAACAGAAAGGCAAGAGGAAAUGCAAUCAGAACAUGUUGCAUGCCGGACUAGAACCUGCAUUAUCUAUAUAAGCACUACAGCUAUAAAAACUCUGGUGGUGUUUUCUACUGGUAGCCAUUGUAUUUGCACCCAGAGAUUCAAGCCAUAUCCUGUUUUGUGUUUUGUAUGCUCAGGAAGUUGUGACCCUAUCUGGAUACAGACCUUCCCAAAGGACGCCAACAGGGACACAUGAUUCUCCCCAAAUGGAGAUUCCAACAGUCUAUUCCCUUCGAGCAAUUCACGAUUGUUCGCCCUUUCAUAAAUACAUCUGUUUAAAUUAGUUAUUAUCGAGUCCUAUUGUUUUGUAAAGGAUUAGCAGAAACAUUUUAGUGUCUUUUAAAGACGUUUUUAUAUAAUGGUUGCCUUUUCAUGUUCAUUAAAGGACUACGUGCAAUACAGAUGAUGUGAUAUUUAUCUGACCUCUUCCUUUUUUCCCUCGAGAUGUAUUAAACAGUGGUUCAGUGUCUUGAAUGUACAGUACAGAUGAAAGAACAUUCUAACUUUAUUGUAAAGAGUCCUGGAACUCUGGAGUUUUGAACAGAAUAUAAUGUAUUAAUAAAAUAUUUAAUAA